CACUCGCAGCCCCAGCUUGACUGGCGGCGCGCGGGUUGGGCUGGGAGGGUAAAUGCAGCUCAGGCGAGGAAGCGGAGGCGCUGCUGCCGCUUCUCUGUGAUCGCCUUGCCUUCCAGGAGCAAACGGUUUGCAAGAACAAGGACCGGGGCGCUGGUGCUGGGAAGGAAGAACGAGAGCCGCGGAAAGCCGGUCUGAAGCGCCAGCCAGCAGCACCAGCUCCAGUCGCGCGCCAUCGCUCUUUCUCCGCCAGGCGGCAUGAGCAGCUGCGACGCCAAGGACUAUCUGGCCAGGAGGGAGAUCCCUCAGCUUUUCGAGAGUUUGCUGAAUGGAUUAAUGUGCUGCAAGCCUGAUGAUCCAGUCGAGUAUCUGGAAAGCUGCUUACAAAAAGUAAAAGAAUUGGGUGGAGCAGAAAAAGUAAAAUGGGACACUUUUGUCAGUCCAGAAAAAAGGUCACUACCUCCACUUAAUGGCAGCCAGUCAAGAAGAGCAUUUUUCAGGAACGUGAUGCCUGACAAUCCCAACUUUCCUUACCGGAGGUACGAUCGACUCCCUCCAAUUCACCAGUUCUCCAUUGAGAGUGACACAGAUCUCUCAGAAACAGCUGAACUUAUUGAGGAAUAUGAUGUGUUUGAUCCGACCAGGCCCCGGCCAAAAAUCAUCCUUGUCAUAGGUGGCCCUGGUAGUGGAAAGGGAACCCAGAGCUUGAAAAUAGCAGAACGCUAUGGCUUUGAGUAUAUCUCUGUGGGCGAAUUGUUAAGAAAGAAGAUCCACAGCACAAGCAGCAAUCGAAAGUGGAGUCUGAUUGCUAAGAUAAUUACAACUGGGGAAUUAGCCCCACAGGAAACCACAAUUACUGAGAUAAAGCAAAGAUUAAUGCAAAUUCCUGAUGAGGAGGGUAUUGUUAUUGACGGAUUUCCACGAGAUGUUGCCCAGGCUCUUUCCUUUGAGGACCAAAUCUGUACCCCAGAUUUGGUGGUGUUUUUGUCCUGCUCAAAUCAGAGGCUGAAAGAACGACUAAUGAAACGCGCUGAACAGCAGGGAAGGCCAGAUGAUAAUCUUAAAGCUACACAGAGACGCCUGACUAAUUUCAAGCAGAAUACUGUUCCGCUGGUCAAAUAUUUCCAGGAAAAGGGGCUGAUCGUGACUUUGGAUGCUGACAAAGAUGAGGAAGAGGUGUUCCGCAACAUAAGCCUGGCUGUUGACAACAAACUAUUUCCCACUCAAGAACUAGUGCCAAGUCCAUGUGAAGUUGACCUUAGUCUCAUUGUGGACCCAGGAGAGAUUCCUGAUAAUGAAUUUGACUUUGAAGAUCAG
Messenger RNA from Python bivittatus (Burmese python), 1314 nucleotides. The record is from RefSeq and is a predicted model, not a curated record. Lineage: Eukaryota; Metazoa; Chordata; Lepidosauria; Squamata; Pythonidae.